UACUUUGAACCAAUUUCUACAAUUAUGUUUCCACGAUUGAAUUAUGAGUACACUUUUGACUCUAGAGACUCUUUAGAUGAGUUUUCAGCUGAAAGUGAUUCUGAGCAGAAUUGUCCAUUCAAUGUGCUUCCAGUUAGAAGAUUUUGCUCAAUAAUAUCAAGCAUUGGAAGUGUAUUUAAGUUGCAGUACUCAAGUGACUGCAACUCUGGAAAGAAGAAUUGCCUUCCUCUUGGUGGGCUGAUUGACUAUUUGCCUCGCAUUCUGUCUAUUAAAAACAUUAGGUGUUCAGUGGUACAAAAGAGAAUUCAAGUCUUGGUAGAAUUUAGAAAUAAUAGCCAUGUUGAUGUUGGUAACUAUCUAUCUUUCAAUCCCAACACAACAUUGAUUGGAGAAGGAAUGUGGGAUGAUAAGAAGAGUCAGCUGUUUGUUUUUGUUUGCCAAUUUUUAGACAUCGGAGAAUCUUGGUCUAGUGCUCGUGUUGGGGAUUGCACAACAAGGUUGAGCUUGAGGUUCCCUGCAAUCUUGUCUAUAAGACAGACUAGCAGCGUGAUGGGGAAAAUUUGGACCAAGAAAACUGUAAAUGAUUCUGGUUACUUUGAUAGGAUUGUAUUUCAACGAACUGAGAAUCAUAUGGAGGGGGUUCCAGGUUUGAAGUAUGAAUACACUGAACUUGACAGAGUAAAGAAUUUAUGCCCGAGAAAGGAGCUGGUUAGAAAAACUGGAGAAUAUCCAAAUGGCCAUUCCGCGGGUAUGAAAUUUGACAUGCUAGUUAAAAGUUCUGGAAUAAAAUAUGGACAGGGUUUGGCAGUUCCUCUCGCCAUUGGUGAUCAGUUAUACAGGCAGUAUUUGUAUCCAGUGGCUCAUCGUAGCUCCAUGUUUGAAAGUGCAGUGCCUGCAAAUUGGAUACAAAGUAGGCCUAUCAAUGUUAGCUACGUGGUGAGCAUCACAUUGCAAACUCCUACAAAUUUAAUUAGAAGAGUUUAUUCUUCUUAUCUAAUUGAAGAGAAAUUGGAAAUUACCGCUGAAGGGGUAUAUGAUUCUCAAACUGGAAACUUGUGUAUGGUGGGUUGCAGAAAGUUUGGGUCAGACAAUGAAGUGUUCCAAAAUGCUUUUGUGGAUUGUGAAAUUCUUUUGAACUUUCAGCUUGCUCCAUUAGAAUUAAAUAAAAAUGGAGGUUAUAUCAAGGGAACCAUUGAAAGCAUGCGAAAAAAAUCUGAUCCUCUUUACUUUGACUGUCUAGAUGUGUCUUCAGCUGCCAACAAAACUGAUCCGGGAAGAAGUUUAAUUUGGACAAUGAAUCUUGAUAUUGCAAUGGUUCUAAUAUCUAACACUCUAGUAUGCAUCUUUGUGGGAUUGCAGCUUUAUCAUGUGAAGAAGAACCCAAAAGUACUCUCCUUCAUUUCACUUGUUAUGCUUGUGAUUCUUACGUUGGGCCACAUGAUUCCCCUUGCGCUAGACUUUGAAGCCUUGUGCCCGAACAAACAAGAUCAAGACAAGUUAACAGUCUCAGCUCGAUUCCAUGAUGGCAACCAAAAGCACUUGUGGUUUGCUGAGGAAAUGACCUUACUUGUGAUUGUGGUUCUGUAUGCUGCCGGCGCCAAAAUUACUCUGCUCGUCACCUGGGAGAAGUACAGACCACAGCUUUUGUUGCUUCGCUCUUCUCCUGUAGAUUACCAGCAUCUUCCCAUUUGCAAUGACUUGAAAUCAUUUGCAGGUUUACUCUUAGACGGUUUUCUUUUGCCUCAGAUACUCCUCAAUAUUGUCUCUAACUCAAAACAGAAUGCUCUCAGUUGUUCAUUCUAUAUUGGAACAACUUUUGUUCGAUUGCUGCCACACGCAUACGAUCUUUAUCGUAAUCACAGCUAUGUUCUCUAUAACAUAUUACAGUUUUCUGCAAAUCUUGACAAAGGUUUUUUCUCUGCUGCUUGUGAUGUCAUUAUUGUUCUGGUACUCCUUUUGCUUGCUGCAAUCGUUUAUUUUCAGCAGCAGUUUGUUGGUCAUAGCAUUCUUCCCCAUGGAUUUAGAGGGUUGGAAGCAUAUCCAGAGAAAGGUCCACUACUCAGUAAAUCAUCAAGGCCAGUGAAACCUAGUGCAUGAUAUGGUAUUUCCUCGUCAGUACUGUUUUCAAAUAAUUUUGAGCUGCAAAACAGAAGUUGUAUGGUCAAUCCAAUAUUUGUACAACAAAGUGCAUAAGUGGAUCAAGAUGUAACUUA
Messenger RNA from Theobroma umbraticum, 2213 nucleotides. RefSeq lists its product as uncharacterized. The record is from RefSeq and is a predicted model, not a curated record. Lineage: Eukaryota; Viridiplantae; Streptophyta; Magnoliopsida; Malvales; Malvaceae. Gene Ontology annotation, cellular component: intracellular membrane-bounded organelle.